CCACGAGGUGUCAGUUUGUUUCGAUCCACCGUACUAGCGUGAACUCAUUCGUCUUUGCGCGGGAAAUUUCUGAUAUAAUCGAAGGACGAAAAGAAUUGUCCUCCGGAAGUACAAAAAACAUUUUAAAUAUCAGCCGUGACGUCGAUUGCGAAGAUCGACGAAAAUGAAGAUUGCUGCGACCUUAUUUCUUUUUGUCAUCAUUGGCUGCACGUGGCGGGCUACGCUAGGCACAUGCGUCUUUCAAUCCGACUUUGGUUUUGCGCUUAACUGCGCCUUCAAAAAAUCUGGCCUCUUCCGGGUGCGAAACCUCGGAGGUGUUAAAGGUUUCCUUGGCUUGGGAUUCACGGUAGGUGAUGAACUAGGAUUUAGGGAGUCCCUAUCGAAUGUGGAAAGUGCAAGAAGAAGAAGUGUACAAACAGGAAAGACUGGUCUUUCUGUUGAUUCCACAAACGUGGCCACAAAUCGGAACGAUAAUCAACAAAAAGCAAGACAGGUCGUACCUCCUUUCAAGCCUCUGCCAGUAGGGAUGAGUCGUCCGAUAAGUCAGCAAUCUGAACAUCAAAGAUUGGUAGUUCAACAAAAUUCAACGGCUCUUAGGACGGUCGCUGCUCCAUCCUUGGGUACACAAGAAGAUAUGAUAAAGUAUCAGCAACAACAGGAGGCAAAGUUGAAGCAACAGCAAAAGCUUCAACAGGAAGCUCUUGCCUUGCAAGUAUUGAAGCAACAGAGACAACAGCAACAGGAAGCGAUGCGUCAGCAGCAUAUACAAAAGAUGCAGCAACAAUACAAGCAACAACAGUUGUUGAAUCAGCAACAACAGCAACAGAAGCAACAGAUGAUGGCUCAACAGCAACAACAGUUGCUUGCGAUGCAAGCUAAGAGGAUACAGGCCGCGAUCGCAAUAGCAACGACAACGAAGGCUCCUAGUAUCGUCCCAGCGAUAACGAAUAUGGUACAAUCCGAUCAUUUAAAACCUGUUUCGGCGGCACUAACGUCCCCGACUGGCAACGGCUUACCACCUUUCAUCGCCAUGCCUCAAUCGUCUUCCAGACUUACUGAUAGGAUCAGCAAUAGCGCUGAUUCUGAUAAUGAAGUAUCUAAGGAUGACUAUAAUCAGCUUCCUUUGCCAGGCGAAGAAGCUGCAUCCUCUGUGAAUAAAAUGACUUUACUCUCUUUGCAACCAAUCGUGACGGCUGAACAGGCUCAAAGUUUACCUCUUCAACAAAAUGAGAAACGACAGUCGUUACCAGCUUCCUUACCUUCAUUAGCACCGAUUCAAGGAAUGGAAACAUCCUUGAAAGCAUUAGCCGAAGCAAGUAACAUAACGCUCGAAGCGUUAGAGGCAGCUAUCCUUUUGAGACAACAACAACUUAUGCAGAAACAAAUGGGACCCAGCACGACCAGUACGACGACAACUACGACGACUCUUUCGCCCCACGUUAAAAACAAAUACGGUAAUUCUGGUGCUACGAAAGUAAUGAACGCUCCGCACGAAUAUUAUCCGAUAGGAUACGAUAAAAACUUUGACGAUAAUUUUGCAAGUCGGGUUGAUCUACCUGAUACCAGUUUCUAUUGUGGCGAUCAGAAACAUUUUCCAGGUCUUUACGCCGAUGAGGAUUUAGGAUGUAUGGUCUUCCAUGUAUGCGCAUUAACCGAUGACGGCUUGAUCAUGAAGAGCUUCCUGUGUCCCGAGUCUACUCUUUUCGAUCAAACGAUCCUGAAAUGUAACUGGUGGUUCUACGUCGAUUGUCCAGCUUCGAAAAAUCUCUACGACAGCAAUAUUCCAAUCAGCAAGAGUUAUCAGUUGAUGAAGGCUCUCGCAUUUUUCUCUGCUUAUAAGAAUCACGAUAACGCUAUUAAUCUUAAUCAAAAAAAGGAGGCGUACGAUGUCAUCGAGUCAUCCGCGCAUUAAAAUUAUCUAAGAAAAACUGUCGAAAAAAAAACGAAACGCAUAACUUCAUCGAACGAGAUAAACGUGAACUUAAUCAUUUUUUAAGUAGGAGAUAAUGGUCUCAUCAAGUUUUGUAUAUCAUCCAUUGAUAUGAUGGUAUGUCUGGGUUUUUUGUAUGCUUGUGUACGUGUGUAUAUAAUUUAUUUCAUAUUAACAGUGCAACGGUGUGAAUACUUUUUCGUAACGCGCUAACAUUGUAAAUAGUUGGUUAAAUCUUUAACGCACGUCUUAUUGUUAAUAUAUAUACAUACAUACAAACAUACAUACAUACAUACAUACAUACAUACAUACAUACAUACAUACAUACAUAUAUAUAUAUGUAUGUAUAUAUAUAUGUAUGUGUAUAUGUAUGUAUAUAUAUAUAUAUAUAUAUAUAUAUAUACAUAUAUAUAUACAUAUAUAUAUACAUAUGUAUAUAUAUAUAUUAAUUACGUCAUUAUAUAAUACUGUAAUAUUCACCUCGUAGGAUUGUUCUAUCCUACAUUUGUGUUAUCUUUUCUUUCUUGAAAAUAUUCGAAGCAGCUUGUCUUAUAAUUUAUUAAUAAACGAUACAAAUAAGGAUUAGAUAUAUGAAAGAGAAAAAAGACAAAGAAAAAAAAAAGAAAAAGCAGUGUAAUGUCACAUUUUGAUUUUCAUCAUCGUUUUAAAUUAGGUGCGAUUAUUCUGGAAUAUUCUUUCACGAUAUAAUAUAUAUAUAUAUAUAUAUUAUUUCGUUUAAACGUGUUCGAAUAUUACGUGUACACGUUUCAGUCACGCCAUACGAAAAGUAUUAGUCAAUCGUAUGUAUGAAGAAUUUGCAACGUCAUAAGGAUCUUCAAUUGACAGUUGAAAAGCGUCAUUUAAUGUUUCGUCCUUAGCGUGAAAUCGCACGUUUUGACAAAAAUACAAUGGAUUAUGAUUAAGCCACUAAGUAAAUGUAUAAAGCAUUUUUUACUAAAAACUACGAAGUUUUCGUGCUUGGAAGACGGAAUAUUGAUAACUAUCAUGUUUCGCCGAUGCAUGAAUUAUUAUCAUACUUUAACAUGGAAUUGCUGAAAUCUAUUAAUGAUUAACAAAUUUUUCUAAACAA
Molecule: messenger RNA, 3020 nt
Organism: Vespa crabro (European hornet)
Lineage: Eukaryota; Metazoa; Arthropoda; Insecta; Hymenoptera; Vespidae
Gene: mtg
Product: formin-J-like
Exons: 9
Coding region: 164-1912 (582 amino acids)
Cellular component (GO): extracellular region
Molecular function (GO): chitin binding
Source: RefSeq, a predicted model, not a curated record